AUGGUCUUAAAAAGAUUUGUGUCAUUCUUUGGACUCCAUGUUGUUACUAUUGCUUUGAAUGUUGUUGCAGAAAAACCAGCGAGAUAUGAUAAUGAGGGUGCUACUAUGUCUGACCCAAACGUUGGUACGCCAUUUGAACAUUUUUUAACAAAUAAGAAACUCGAUGAUGUUUUAGCUCGUAUGGAACGUCUCGAGGCUCGGGAGAAGGCUCGUGCGAAGACAUAUUUGAAUGAGAUACAGAAUUUACGACGCCAGUUGUUAAUACAAAUGCGACGUACCACAUCCCUAGAAAGGAUUGUGCGAAGACUGUCAAGUGAACGUUCUGAUUUGCUUAAUCAGUCAUUGGACAAACAGUGGCAAUUUCCCAUGGGCAUUGAGGGACAGGUUAAGCCGCCAAAUGUACAGUAUCGCGAUGAUCAAAACAAAAGGAUACGUCGUACAAGAAAUGAAUCACCGGUUGCAUUUUUUGCCGCACUUAAGCAACAUCUUUCCAAGCUUGGUGCCCAUCAACCAAUCACCUUUGAAAAUGUGGUAACAAACAUCGGCAACGCUUACAACAACACUUCCGGUUCCUUCAUUGCUCCAGUCCCUGACACGUUAUCUGAAGUCCGACAAUAUCCAUACUAA
Mercenaria mercenaria is the source of this 627-nucleotide messenger RNA. RefSeq lists its product as uncharacterized. NCBI's taxonomy places the organism in Eukaryota, Metazoa, Mollusca, Bivalvia, Venerida, Veneridae. Gene Ontology annotation, molecular function: protein binding. The record is from RefSeq and is a predicted model, not a curated record. The transcript is spliced from 3 exons. The coding region runs from base 1 to 627 and encodes 208 amino acids.